UUUGUUAACCUGGCAUUUUAAGUACAGUUAGCUGACAAAAGCUAGCAGUUAGCAAACCGGCGGAAUAUAUCCGAUUAUCUAGCUAGAUUGGCUGCUUGAGUGUCUUAUUGUCGGUAGCUGGUUCAGUGAGCUGGAAGAAAAUGGUUUACGUGAUGCUAACGGCUCACCCUUGCUGAUGUAACUUCACUCGGUGAUUGUCAUUAUACAAUCAGCUCACUGAAAACCGUGAGUUAGCUGGCUUAGUAAGCUGGUGCAGCGGAACAGCGAGGUUAUUGGGCAUAAGUAUAACCUUAAAUCACAGUUAGUCCCAUGAUGAUGCUCCAGGAUGGCGCUACACAGCUUCUCUGCCUCACAGCGAGCAGCGGGGUCCCUCUUUUCACAAGGGGAGCCUCAAAACAGCUGCCGUUCUCUGUCAUAGGCUCUCUAAAUGGUGUUCACAUGUUCGGAGCUGGUCAGGGAGUAGUGUUGACCUGCUGUGAGACUGAAGGUGGAGGGAAGGUGGUGUGGAGAGUUUUCCAGGACAGUGUGAUGCUCAUAGCUGUGAGUGGAGGUGGACAUGGUGGUGUGGGCAGCAGCAAAGAGGAGGAGGUCCGUCUACAACGCCUUCUGGAGAAUGUGUGGGGCUGCAUGGUGCUGGUGUUGGGGCUGGAUGAGCUGGUUAAUCUCAGGAAUGUUGAGAGGCUGAAGAGGGACCUCAGGUCCUGCUUCAGUCUUAUUGAUGAGCUGCUGGAGGACAGGCAAGAGGGUGUUCUGGGAAACCUUACACACUGUGCUGAUUCACUGCUGCCCCCAAACCCCACUGUUCUUCAGGAGGCUGUGGAUGGCUUUGCUCAGGCGGCAGACAGCGAGUUUGGUUGCCUCGUUGUUCACGGGCGAAUAGCUGCGGCAACUGAAAAGUGGUGGCGCCUCGCUCCACAGGAAGUUGUCCUGCUUUCUGCUUUGAUACGGUCACUGUCGGUCUCUGGAUCGGCUUCUUGUGAUUACCCGAUUUUCCUUCCUCAGGGCAGCCCCACCGUGGCCCACCGCCUUCUACGCUUCCAGCUGCUGCCCGGAGCAGACGUGUGCGUGCUGUGCGGUCCAACCCCGUCUCUACAUGGAGCUGAGACUAGGCUGGUGGGUCGUUUUUGGUCUCCUCUGGUGGAGACCCUGAGAGACUGCCUGGCUGUUGGAGAGCGCUGCCUACUGGGGUCCGUAUCCCUGCGGCCUGAUGUACUGGCACUCCUUCUCAUCAACCAUGAAACACGUCGUGCUGUCUCUUGUGUGAGGACUUCAACUUAUCAUUACGAUGCUCCUUUACUCUCCAAGGCCCGCUGCUGGGAGCUACUGAAACUCUUUUAUAUCUUCAGCACAUCACGCUACUUCAUCCAGGGGGAGACUUUAUGUGUCUCCCCGGAGGAAAAGGCUCAGAGAGGCAACACUGAAGACUUUCCCCUGGGAUUCUCCCACCAGCCCCAACAAUGUUAUCUAGUUACAGAUGAAUGCAAAAGCUACGGACUUCAAACACCACAGCACCAGUUGUUUCUGCUUAUCUUACCAUCUGUGCCCACAUUUGCGCUGCGUACACUGGCUACACAGACUCUGUCUGAUAUAGUAGCAGCCACAGGGUUUUAAUUAAAUUAGUUACUUAAACCAUUUUAUUUUUAAUCACAGGUGAUUAGUUAUAGCAGUAAUGUGAACUCACAUUGUCUUCACUGAUGACUGCAAGUACAUUACAUUCUCACACACAGAUCUAGUAUCGUAGUGAUCAUCUUCCAUGUUUUGCAAAGACAAUGAUGAACUGUGCACUGGUAAGCAAAUGUAUGGUAAAAACAUUGAAACACUGUCCAAGCUCUUACAGUUUUUCCUGAAGCUUCUAAUGCUUGAAAAAUAUGAAAACACACUGAAAUGUUACACCAAAUUGAGUUUUGUUUUGCAUCACUGUUGCAUGACUGCCCUGGCUCUCUGAAAGCUGGUUAUUACAUCAGAGGGUAGCACUGUAACAAUGUGUAUUAAAAUGUAACGGAGAAUAAUGUGAAGAUGUUACACUGGGUUUCAAAAGUGCCUGCUGUUUUAUUGUUUUGGCAUUUUGCCUGAGAGAAGGUGAAAGUAUUUGUUUGCGUGUAAAUAUAGUUGGCUAAUUUUUCUGGGUCUUGGCCUCACUGAGUGAGUCAUU
Archocentrus centrarchus (flier cichlid) is the source of this 2152-nucleotide messenger RNA. It is a transcript of the gene fuz, whose product is annotated as fuzzy planar cell polarity protein. The record is from RefSeq and is a predicted model, not a curated record. The transcript has a single exon. The coding region runs from base 310 to 1611 and encodes 433 amino acids. Gene Ontology annotation, biological process: non-motile cilium assembly; vesicle-mediated transport. NCBI's taxonomy places the organism in Eukaryota, Metazoa, Chordata, Actinopteri, Cichliformes, Cichlidae.